Molecule: messenger RNA, 1188 nt
Organism: Arachis ipaensis
Lineage: Eukaryota; Viridiplantae; Streptophyta; Magnoliopsida; Fabales; Fabaceae
Source: RefSeq, a predicted model, not a curated record
AUGAGGGUUCACAAACCAGAAACGAGGACUAAUUGCGAGGCGAAGUUCUCCAUAUACCUUGACAAGAGUGCUUCUCUGUGGCGAGUAAGGAAAAUUGAAAAUAAGCACAAUCAUGACUUGACCCCUAGUUGCAUGGUGCAUUUGAUUGUGAAGUAUCGGUCACUCACGGAUGCUGCCAAAGCUCAGAUAGAUGGGUUGAACGAGUGUGGAAUUUCGACAGCAAAGACUGUACGAUAUAUGGCCGGGAUGGCUGGAGGAUACUCGUUGGCUGGCUUCUUGAAGAAGGAUGCCUAUAAUCACAUUGCUAAAAGAAGGUGUGUAACGAUUGCGGAGGGCGAUGCAGAAGUUGCGCUUGCAUAUUUAGAAGGUAAGAUAGAAUCGGAUCCGAUGGCCAUGGCACGGUACAGUUUGACCGAUGAGGGAAUGCUAGGUAAUAUGUUUUGGGCCGAUAGGGGCAGCCGAGUUGAUUACCAGUACUUCGGGGAUGUCCUUGCGUUCGAUGCGACAUACAAAAAGAACAAGUAUAGGCGGCCAUUGGUAAUCUUCUUAGGGGCCAACAACCACAAGCAGACCACUAUUUUCGGUUUUGGUUUAGUAAUGGAUGAGACAUUUGAUUCGUAUAAGUGGAUAUUGCAGAAUAUGUUGGAGGUGAUGUGCAUGAAGGAGCCAUCAGUGGUUGUUACAGAUGGGGAUGAGGCGAUGCGUAAAGCCAUAGCUUUAGUAUUUCCGAAGGCCACCCACCGCUUAUGUGCAUGGCAUUUUCAGAAAAAUAUCACGGCCAACGUGAAGGAGCCAUCACUCCGAUCACGAUUUAACCGAUCGUUAUAUGUGGACAUCGAGAUUCGUGAAUUCUUGACUGAGUGGGAUCUAGCGGUUGAAGAGUUCAAACUUCAAGAUAGCCUAUGGGCGAGGCAGGUGUUUGGUAAGAAGGAAAUGUGGGUGAAUGUGUAUCUGAAGAAUAAAUUUUGCGCCGGGUUUAGGACCACAUCUCAAUGCAAAGGUAUAAACGCUGUGGUCAAAAAUUUCCUUCAAUUGAAGCAUACUAUUCUUGAGCUUGUGCAGAACCUGGAGCUAAUGGUACGUGAUUAUCAGAAUAACGAGCUUCUAGCCCAGUUCAGAACCAUUGACACUUUCCCAGUAAUGACGANNNNCGAAAGAAGUAUUUGCAGACGUGAAACGAGAGAUUGA